This is a messenger RNA of Nilaparvata lugens (brown planthopper), 2542 nucleotides long. It is a transcript of the gene vimar, whose product is annotated as rap1 GTPase-GDP dissociation stimulator 1. Bases 127 to 2001 code for a protein of 624 amino acids. The transcript is spliced from 12 exons. Gene Ontology annotation, molecular function: protein binding; guanyl-nucleotide exchange factor activity. Lineage: Eukaryota; Metazoa; Arthropoda; Insecta; Hemiptera; Delphacidae. Gene Ontology annotation, cellular component: cytosol. The record is from RefSeq and is a predicted model, not a curated record. Gene Ontology annotation, biological process: positive regulation of GTPase activity.
AGCUUAGGUUCCAGUUGAUCAUGUCGGUUGUUUGUCAAAUAUUGCUGUCAUUUUUGCACAGUUAUUUAUGAAAUUACAAUGAUAAUUUCAAUUUUCCUGUAAAAAUAACAACAUAUAAAAAUAUCAAUGGCUGAUCUAGACAACCUUACUCAGCAACUUGAUCAACUAAAGAUUGCAGUUGAGAAGUCUGAGGGCGUUCUUGACUUACUCAGUUCUAUUCAUGAUCAUAUAGAACCUGACAAGGAUAUAGGCUCAUCAGCCAGUGAUCUAGUGGCACAGUUGGUACCACUGAUCAGCCAGCCGGAUGACGUCACAGUGGCUGCAAGGGCUGCCAACCUAAUCAGCACUUUGGCGAAAAGUGACGGCGGCAGAGCUGCUUGCAAUGCAGAGUCACGACUCAUCGCUGUUUUGAUGGAGAGGUUGGCAGCAGUUGGCUCCAAUGGCGGCGAUAUUCAAGUGCUGGGACAAACCUGUCGUGCCUUGGGCAAUAUCAUCUUCGAGGCACUGUAUAACACUAGUGAAACAAAGAAGGCAAUAGUUGAUGGAGAUGGUUUGGUGCUAGCAAUGAAAGCGAUCAAAUACAGUAUAGCUCAGGGCAACGGGGAACAUGCACGUCAACUGCGCACAUAUGCUGUCGGAUUUCUGCAUAAUCUCAUCAUUGCUGAGGAGGAAUUGUAUCAGAAGGCACUAGACAUGGACAUAAUGGAGGUGCUAGGCAGUGUCCUGGAGCAGGGAGUGCUGACCAGGGAGGGGGAAGAGGCAGCCAUCCACGCGGCCAUCUUGCUGAACGUGCUGACCGAAUCAGCUGAUCCACCCGGGUCACUGCAGAUCAGCGAGCGAAUCAGCGCCAGUGUCGUCAAGACACUGGAGGCCAGCAAUUGUCGCGAGCUCAGCGAACUCUGGCUCCAGUUAUUGCAUUCACAGGCCGAGAAUGAAACAGUACGUAUGUACUUGGCUAAGGCAGGACUUUGUGAGCUGCUGAUUCAGCUGCUAGAAAAACAUCACGCUCUAGUCAAAGACGAUGAAACCAGAAACCUAAUGAAGAUGGCUUGUGAUCUGAUUAUAAUCAUCAUGAAUGGAGAUGAAAGCAUGAAUCUGCUGUAUGGAGAAGGGAAAGGCAAGGUAUUUGUAGGAAUGUUGAGCUGGCUUACAUCUACCGAUGUAUAUAUGCAAAUCACUGGUGCAUUGGCAAUGGGCAACUUUGCUAGGACUGAUAGACACUGUAUCCAGAUGGUGGACUGUGGAGUUAGUAAGAAGCUGAUAGCACUAUUAUCAAACAAUAAUACAUCAGCAGCUGAUAUACGUCUCCAACAUGCUCUUCUUAGUGCUUUAAGGAACCUUGUAAUACCAUCACAGAACAAGUCAAAAGUACUGGCUGAUGGGUUACUGGAUGCGAUUUUCCCAGUGCUGACCGUUCCUACAUUUCCUGUCGUUUUCAAACUGUUGGGAACACUCAGGAUGGUCAUCGACGGGCAAGAAUCGGCAGCGAGACAGCUGGGUUGUAACAGGGAGUUGCUAUCCAGGUUGGUGGAGUGGUGUACAACAGAUGACCACCCCGGGGUGCAGGGGGAAGCUUCCAGACUGCUGGCUUGGCUCGUCAAGAAUAGUCGGGACCGUGACGUCAUGGGCUGCAUGGUAGCAACGGGUGCUGUACAACAAUUGGUUGCCAUGAUAACGGCCGAACACUGGGUGAUGCAGGGAGAGGCCCUUCUCGCCCUAAGUCUGCUGGCUGCCAUGCGAUUGGCCGACGCGGAGCCACACCUCUUGGAGGCCAAAGUUGGAGACAGGCUUGUCGCCAUUAUCAACCCCAGCCUUGAACGCCACGUGUUCACCAACCUUCUCUCUCUCGUCUCACAGCUGGCUACUUCUAGUGACAUGAAGCAGCACUUAAGAGAGCGUGGAGUGCCCAAGGCUCUGUCAAUGAUCGUCUCGCUAAAAGACAACAUGGCCGACAUGCGAGACCAAGUCUCUCGUCUCACAUCUAUGCUAGAAAUGAGCUGAACAACCAUUAGCAUAGCAUAAAACCGUAUAGAGAAAAGAUAGCAUAAGAUUCUAUACUUAUGCUACCUUAUCUUUAUGCUCUAAAUGAGUUAAACAUGCACUAGUAUAGCAUGAAACCAUACAGUGAAAAAAUAGCAUAAGAUGUUUUACGCUUAUGCUACCUGUUAUUUAUGCUAGAACAUGUUCCAUUAUGCCACAGCAUACCAUGUAGAACCAUACAGAAAAGAUAGCAUACGAUGCUGCCUUUUCUCUAUGGUAGAACGGUGAGGUAAGGUAUUGGAGUGUAGAAAAUUGUAGCUUUGUGAGGUCCACGUUAUAAUGGCAGUAUUUGAUUAGCAUUGGUGUUGCUAUCCUUGUCUAUCAUUCCACAAAGCAGAUAGAGCUAUCCUCUCCUAGGUCUGCACCGUUGCCUGAUCUCUUUUCAACAAUGUAGGAAUAUAAUUAAUUAACAAAAUAUUAAUCUCAAAUAUGGAAAUUCAUCAAUUAAUCAUUGAGAGGUAUUUUUUUUGAUGAAUGAAUUAUAAUUAUUUUCAACUAGAAU